AAUUCCCCACAAGCCAGUUUUUCAGUUUCGUAACAGUUUUGCUCCUCGAACGGUCACUCUCUCUGUAAUUCGAUCGACAAGAGCCUGAGUCUAAGCCUUAUCGCCUCUCCAUCAAUUCUUUAUGGUGGUUAAAGGAUGACACAUUUGAAUCAGAGUCUGCUUAGGGACAUCAACUAUUUCCCGGUGAUAAAUCUGUUGAUUUAAUACGGAAAGAUUCUAACUGGAGGGGAAUAAUGCAGCGAAGUGUUAAAAAGUCGAAUGAUAACAUCAAGGUUUUCAUCACAGCAAUUAUGGGAAUUGUUUUGGGGUUUUCUCUCGGUAUUUCAAUGCCAUCCUCGAAUAUCACCAAGAUUCGCUUACCUUCAAGCUUUGGACGUUCUUUUGAUGUGCCGAUAGCUGAUAUAGAGAAAUUUUUAGCUGACAUAAACCGUUCUCAGGCUGUUACAGACCAGUCCUCUGGAACUGAAGGCCUUGAAUACCUAGGAUCAAUGAAAUUACCUAAGAUGUAUGUUCCAACAAAUCCUCAUGGGGCAGAAUCACUACCUCCUGGAAUUGUUGUAUCUGAAUCUGAUUUUCAUUUGCGAAGGCUAUGGGGUGAACCAAGUGAGGAUCUGCAGAAAAAGCCAAAGUAUUUAGUGACAUUCACUGUUGGUUAUGAUCAGAGAUAUAACAUUGACGCAUCAGUCAAAAAGUUUUCUGAUGAUUUUGCAAUUUUGCUCUUUCAUUAUGACAAUCGGAUUAAUGAAUGGGAUGAAUUUGAGUGGUCAAAGAAAGCGAUCCAUGUUAGUGCAAGGAAACAAACAAAAUGGUGGUAUGCUAAGAGGUUUUUGCAUCCUGAUAUUGUAUCAGCUUAUGAAUAUAUUUUUAUAUGGGAUGAAGAUCUUGGAGUGGAACACUUCAAUGGAGACAAAUUUAUGGAGCUAAUAAAAAAACAUGGUUUGGAGAUAUCUCAACCUGCUCUUGAAAAUAGUGAUUCAACAUGGGAAAUGACAAAGAGGAGAGGUGAUAGAUCAGUUCACAAGUUCACAGAGGAGAAACCAGGCUGGUGCAGUGAUCCACACUUGCCUCCUUGUGCUGCCUUCGUGGAAAUUAUGGCUCCAGUCUUUUCUCGUGAAGCAUGGCGAUGUGUAUGGCAUAUGAUUCAGAACGACUUAGUGCAUGGAUGGGGACUGGAUUUUGCUCUCAGAAGAUGUGUAGAGCCAGCACAUGAAAAAAUCGGUGUAGUUGAUUCGCAGUGGAUUGUUCAUCAAGGGGUUCCAUCUCUCAGGAGCCAGGGAGAUGCUGAUCACGGAAAACAGCAAGGGGAUGCGGUUAGAGCAAGAUGCAGAAAUGAGUGGGCUUUGUUCCAGACUCGUCUCACCGAUGCUGAUAAGGUGUUCUUGGAAGGAAUUAGGGGUUAA
Neltuma alba is the source of this 1400-nucleotide messenger RNA. RefSeq lists its product as uncharacterized. Bases 234 to 1400 code for a protein of 388 amino acids. The record is from RefSeq and is a predicted model, not a curated record. NCBI's taxonomy places the organism in Eukaryota, Viridiplantae, Streptophyta, Magnoliopsida, Fabales, Fabaceae. The transcript has 15 exons.